Messenger RNA from Triticum turgidum subsp. durum (durum wheat), 2025 nucleotides. The record is from the annotation of a GenBank genome assembly. NCBI's taxonomy places the organism in Eukaryota, Viridiplantae, Streptophyta, Magnoliopsida, Poales, Poaceae.
AUGGCCUCCGCCGGAGGCUUCGGGAGGCUCUCGCUUCUCCUCGCGCUGUCGCUGUGCUCCGCGCUCUCCUCGACGGUCCGCGGCGAGGCCUCGAGGAGGUUCUGGAUCGAGGACGACGCCUUCUGGAAGGACGGGGCGCCGUUCCAGAUCGUCGGCGGCGACGUGCACUACUUCCGCAUCGUCCCCGAGUACUGGAAAGAUCGCCUUUUAAGGGCUAAGGCACUAGGCCUGAACACAAUUCAAACAUACGUUCCUUGGAAUUUGCACGAGCCGGAACCACAGAGCUGGGAAUUCAAGGGUUUCGCUGACAUUGAAUCGUAUCUAAGACUUGCACAAGAAUUAGAAAUGCUCGUCAUGCUUCGUGUAGGUCCAUAUAUUUGUGGAGAAUGGGAUUUAGGGGGAUUUCCACCAUGGUUGCUCACCAUAGAACCAGCCAUUAAACUGCGAUCAUCAGACUCAACCUAUCUUUCCUUGGUAGAGAGAUGGUGGAGAGUCUUGCUCCCAAAAGUAGCACCACUGUUAUACGAGAAUGGAGGUCCAAUUAUCAUGGUGCAGAUUGAAAAUGAAUUUGGUUCAUUUGGAGAUGACAAGAAUUACCUUCAUUACCUUGUUCAGUUGGCCAGACGAUAUCUGGGGAAUGACAUUGUUCUGUAUACAACUGAUGGGGGCACUACUAAUACCUUAAGGAAUGGAGCAAUUCUUCAAGAUGAUGUCUUCGCCGCUGUUGAUUUUUCAAUUGGUGAUGAUCCAUGGCCAAUAUUCAGAUUACAGAAGAAAUACAACUUACCAGGAAAAUCAGCUCCUUUAAGUGCGGAAUUUUAUACCGGAUGGCUAACACACUGGGGUGAGAGUAUUGCUACAACAGAUGCCAGCAGCACAGCUAAGGCUCUUAAAAGUAUUCUAUGCCGCAAUGGUUCUGCUGUACUCUAUAUGGCUCAUGGAGGGACAAAUUUUGGGUUUUACAAUGGAGCAAAUACUGGUCAAACUGAAUUUGAGUAUAAGGCAGACCUCACAUCUUAUGAUUAUGAUGCGCCAAUUAAGGAGCAUGGAGACGUGCAUAAUCCCAAAUACAGAGCAUUGAGAAGAGUAAUACAUGAAUGCACUGGCACUCCUCUGCAUCCACUUCCUGCCGACAUUGAAAGAGCAAGUUAUGGGCUUGUGAAAUUACAAAAGGUUGCUUCUUUCUUUGACAUAUUUGAUAAGCUUUGUGAUCCACUGAAAGUGGCUGUUUCAGAACAGCCUCUGUCUAUGGAACUGACAGGCCAGAUGUUUGGGUUUCUACUGUAUGUGUCGGAAUACCAAGGAAAAGGUCCUUACAGCAUCCUAUCAAUUCCAAAGGUACAUGACAGAGCCCAGGUGUUUGUGGCAUGCUCACUUGAUGGCGUCAGAAAUCAAAGAUAUGCUGGCGUUAUUGAAAGAUGGUCUAGUAAAACCCUACAGAUACCAACCUUAAACUGCUCUUCUAAUAUCCGCAUAUCUAUCCUGGUAGAAAAUAUGGGCCGUGUAAAUUAUGGGCCAUACAUUUUUGACCAGAAGGGGAUAUUAUCUACUGUUGAAAUAGAUGGUGUUACUCUCCAUCACUGGAGAAUGUAUCCGUUAUCGUUCGAUUUACUGGACAACAUUCCGAAAUUCCAACCAAUCCAGCAGAUCACUGAUGCCAGAGCUAGAAAAGUGUCCAUUCAUGGUGAUUCACGAAAUAAGCUACGUGAUUUGUCAUUCUACCUAAAUGGCAAUUCAGAAGAGCCAGAAUUUUAUGAAGGCCAUUUCCACAUUGACUCCAAUAGCACGAUAAAGGAUACAUUCAUAUCAUUCCGUGGUUGGAACAAAGGGGUUGCUUUUGUGAACAACUUCAACAUUGGAAGGUUCUGGCCGGUAAUGGGACCACAGUGUGCUCUUUAUGUUCCUGCUCCAAUCCUCAGAUCUGGAGACAACAUUGUUGUAGUCUUCGAACUGCACGGUCCAAAUCCUGAGCGUACUAUCAACUUGGUAGAAGAUCCAGAUUUCACGUGCGGUCCAAAUCGAUGA